CACCUAUCGAUAACAAUGGACGCGGGUACUAAAAUAUUAGUCGUGGGCGAUGUAAGGGGUCGCUUCAAGCAACUGUUCCAACGUGUGGAGCAAGUCAAUAAAAAGGCGGGACCCUUUGAGAUCCUGUGCUGUGUAGGCGACUUUUUUGGUGAGGACAAGCAAAACGAGGAGCUGAUUGCCUACAAAAAUGGAUUUAAACAUAUCACCGUUCCCACCUAUAUUCUGGGACCCAACCAAAAGGAGCACGGAAAAUACUUUGAGAAUUUGUCUGAUGGUGAAAUCUGCACCAACCUCACAUAUCUCGGCAGACGUGGAGUCUACACAUUAAGCAGUGGAGUUAAGAUAGCAUAUUUAAGUGGUUCGGAGGCGCCUGGCUCAGCAGACACCUCUAGGUCAGAACACGAAUUCAGUAAAGCCGAUGUUAUAGCCGUCAGGAACUCCUGUUUGGUAUCCAAGAACUGUUCUACAGAAUACAGAGGAGUGGACGUGCUGCUCACUUCACAAUGGCCAUAUGGAAUGAAGGAGAAGGAAAACGUCACAGCUUCGAAGUUGAUAUCAUUUCUCUGUCGGGAGAUCAAACCGAGGUAUCACUUCUGUGCCAUCAAUGGAACCCACUACGAAAGUGCACCUUUUCGUAUGCCGAAAGAUGAAACCACUCAGUUUGAGCUGUGCACUCGCUUUAUUUCACUCGCAGAUGUGGGAAAUGCCGAAAAAGCCAAGUACAUUUAUGCACUUAGUCUGAAGCCAGUGGACAAAUCACGUCUACUCGAUCUAGUUCAGAAGACUACCAACGAAAUACCAUGUCCUUUUAUAGGUUUAGAUUUGGGCGAAACCAUCACCAAAAACGAUUCUUCCGAAAAUAGACAGUAUUUCUUUGAGAUGAAUAGUGGCAACCGUAAACGACAAAACGGUGAUAAUAACAGAAAGGAUAAGCGUCCUAGAAUACCUCAGAUUGAGCAAGAUAAAUGCUGGUUCUGUUUAUCAUCACCCGAUGUGGAAAAACAUCUUAUUAUCACUGUAGGUGAACGCUUUUACCUGGCUCUCGCUAAAGGACCCAUAAACAAGUAUCACGUCAUGAUAUUAUCCACAAAGCAUGUGCCCUGUGCUGCUCAACUCAGUUCAGAUGAUUGGGAGGAGCUGGAUAAGUUCAAGUCAGCUUUACGAAAGUUCUUUAAAACCUUGGGAAAAGUUGUUUGCUUUACUGAGCGACAUUACAAGUCUGUUCACUUGCAGAUUAAUGUGCUUGCCUUUGAAGAAGGCUACGCCUGGAAAAUAAAACAUAGCUUUGAGGAUAAGGCGGAGGAAUUCAAUCUGGAGUUUGAGACUCUGCCAGUUUUGGAUUCCGAGAAAAUGCUACCAGAAAUGGGUCCUUAUUUCCUUGCCGAGCUGCCCGACGACAGUACUCUUAUCACGCGCCAAAUGAAACAUUUUCCCAUUCAUUUUGCCAGGGAUGUGUUCUGCUCGGAGAAUCUACUAAAUUGUGAUGAGAAAGUCAACUGGAAAGAUUGCCUUCUUGACAAGGAUGAAGAAGUGGCGUACGUUGAGGAUUUCCGAAAAGCUUUUGCACCUUUUGAUUUUACAGACGAUUAAACAAAGAACACUGUA
Drosophila eugracilis is the source of this 1605-nucleotide messenger RNA. Its product is annotated as CWF19-like protein 1 homolog. Bases 16 to 1590 code for a protein of 524 amino acids. Gene Ontology annotation, cellular component: post-mRNA release spliceosomal complex. The transcript has 8 exons. Gene Ontology annotation, molecular function: RNA lariat debranching enzyme activator activity. Gene Ontology annotation, biological process: mRNA splicing, via spliceosome. The record is from RefSeq and is a predicted model, not a curated record. NCBI's taxonomy places the organism in Eukaryota, Metazoa, Arthropoda, Insecta, Diptera, Drosophilidae.